UUAUACUAAAUUAUGGAGGUCAUUUUUUAAAAAAUGGUUUUGUAGUGUCGCUCAAAUUGUGAGAGAUUUGCCCUUUAUUCGUUUACCAUGAAUUCCAGACGAUUCGUGAAAAAGACGAGAUGGAAAAGAUUUUGAUUUUCAUAGGUUAUGUUUCAUUUUUUGGUAACAAAAACAACUCUCAAUUUUUGAAUUUGCCUUUGAUGCGGAAGAACGUUCUUACAGCUAAGUCGCACCUCAAACUCGCAAAUUCUUUGUGUUCUUUGCGCGAUUAAUAUUCAGCACUUUGACCUUAACCUUUGUCCAAUGCAGAAAAACCGAAGGUUAUCCAAGUUUUUUAAAAACAAAGUAUGACUAGUUUGUUAUGGAGGCAGUGAGGCGUUCCGCCAUGAGGGGAAACAUCGUGUUCUUGCUGUUCCUUUUUGUGGCAAUCAAAUCGCAAACAUCCCCCUGCCCCCGACUCUUCGUGUACGAAAAGAAAGGUUCGACUCCAAAUCGAUGGUACGGUUUAAUAACCCUCCUAACCGACAAGCAGUUAAACGGAAUAUGGCUUCGCAUCAUCCUCGAUCAACCUUCGCUGCAAUUGGGGAACUGGUUCGGCGAGCCCGAACGCUCCGGAACCGAGAACAAGGAGUUCCUUGUAAAAAAUAGAAAUUUCGUACUGAAAGCCAACACUCCGCACAUCGUACGUUUCUUUGUCGAAUACGAUCCGCAAUCGCCGACACCCAGAUUGGUCUCGUUUAGAUUGAACGGGAAGACAAUCUGCCCGGAGGACGACGAUCCGGAAAACGUCACGACCGAGAAGCUAAUGCUGUUGACAAGCGGUCCGGGGAACGUCUCGCUCGUCAACCGUUCCGAUAGGAUUCGGCCGCGGGACGGUAACUGCGGCACGACGGUGGUGCAACCGCGACCGCUGAUCACCUUCGGAAUGGUGACGCAGGAGGGCGAGUUCCCGUGGCACGCCGCGCUGUACUACGCGAAAGGAAUCGAUCUGUCGUACAUUUGCGGGGCCUCGCUCAUUAGCGUUUCGCACGUGAUUACGGUUGCGCAUUGCGUGACACGCCGACGGUCCACGGUACCGUUGCAGCCGAAGAAUGUGGUCGUGUAUUUAGGUAAAUACUACCUGCAAAGGUUCAAUAACGUCGGGAUUCAAGAUCGACCGGUGGAGGAGAUCGUGCCCCAUCCGAAGUACGACGCGGCGACUUACAGAAACGACAUAGCGAUUGUCAAGCUGGAGGCACCGGUCGACGUGACCGACUACGUACGUCCGGUCUGCCUGUGGCCGGACGAGGUGAAUUUGAGCUCGGUUAUUGACAAACAAGGUACCGUCGUGGGAUGGGGUUUCGACGAGACGGGAAAGGUGACCGAGACACUGAUGCAGGCGAAGAUGCCUGUGGUUUCGGACGACGUGUGCGUGCAAUCGUUUCCGGAAUUUUUCGUUCGCUUCACGUCCCCCUCCACCUACUGCGCCGGAUUUCGAAACGGCACCUCCGUGUGCAACGGCGACUCGGGCGGAGGAAUGGUAUUUCCCAGACAGACGGCGAACGGUCGGGUCUGGGAGUUGCGCGGUCUGGUCUCGAUCAGCGUCGCCUUGCAGAAUCAGUUCAAGUGCGACACGGCGCAUUACGUGGUAUUUACGGACAGUGCGAAAUAUUUGGAAUGGAUUAAGGAAGUGAUUUCCAAAUGAUUUUCUAAAUAUUAGCUUAAUGACGCAGUAAAGGAGUAUCAUAAUGUGAAGAUAAUUAAACCAUUAAAUUGAAA
Molecule: messenger RNA, 1758 nt
Organism: Photinus pyralis (common eastern firefly)
Lineage: Eukaryota; Metazoa; Arthropoda; Insecta; Coleoptera; Lampyridae
Product: limulus clotting factor C-like
Exons: 5
Coding region: 362-1684 (440 amino acids)
Biological process (GO): proteolysis
Molecular function (GO): serine-type endopeptidase activity
Source: RefSeq, a predicted model, not a curated record